This is a messenger RNA of Uloborus diversus, 1694 nucleotides long. Its product is annotated as protein unc-93 homolog A-like. The transcript is spliced from 3 exons. Gene Ontology annotation, biological process: transmembrane transport. Gene Ontology annotation, molecular function: transmembrane transporter activity. The record is from RefSeq and is a predicted model, not a curated record. The coding region runs from base 125 to 1693 and encodes 522 amino acids. NCBI's taxonomy places the organism in Eukaryota, Metazoa, Arthropoda, Arachnida, Araneae, Uloboridae.
GUUUCGGAAAUGUUGUCUUUAUUGCAGAUCUACUUUUUCUUUUUUCAGUGAAUUUUGUUUUAAAAUGUAAAAUUCAACUGUUUUGAAAACAAAAACCAUCGUCUGACUCAAAGAAGGAACGAAAAUGAUUGACUCAGCACCUGAGGCUCAAUUCACCGACCGCCAAAUCAUCAAAAAUCUAUUUGUGCUCUGCAGUGGCUUUUUGUUUUUGUACAUCGCGUACGAUGCCCUAUUUAUGCUUCAAAGUACGAUGAACCGUGAGCAGGGUAUCGGAGUGGCCUGUCAAGCCAUUGUGUACAGCUUUUUUUGUUUGUGUUCACUGCUGUUGCCGAAGUAUAUUAUCAAAAAACUGGGAUCUAAAGUGACUCUCACAAUCGGAAUGUUUGCAUGCGUUCCGUAUGUAGCUGCGAAUUUUUAUCCUCACUGGGCUGUUAUGGUUCCCUGCGCAUUGUCCGCUGGCUUUGGAUCAUCUUUGUUGUGGGCGUCACAAUGCACAUACUUGAAUGAAAUAUCCGUCCUAUACGCCAAGCAUCAAUUUCUCAAAACUCAUUCUUCGAGAGGAAGUUCCUUCAGCUGUGACAAAUCGAGCUCGAUCCAGUUCAACUGGGUAAAUAACAAAGCAUUAAACAACAAAGAAUCUCAAACAUCAGCCAUCAAUGAUCCACGAACUAACAUAAAUAAAAAGGAUGAAGUUAACGAAGAAACUUUCCAGAAUACUCAAAAUUCAGAAAAAUGCCUGGAAUCAAGUUCGGAAAAGGAGUCGUCUGCUUAUUCCAGGAUGGUAGAAUCAUGGACAGCAAGGUUCUUUGGCUUCCAUGGCAUGGCAUACAUGGCGACACGCAUUAUAAGCAACCUGAUGUCUUUCUACUUGCUCCAGAAAGACGCCCCUGACUCCAAGUUCAGCAACAGCACGUGUGUUUGCGGAGCAAACUUUUGCAAUGUGGAGUCAGAAUGCUUUGCCCACAAUGUCGAACCCCCCAGCACCGAAGUGAGGUACAUACUCACGGGAAUAUGCGUGGUAAUUGGUCUUUUCUCGGUAUUCUUGGUGGGAAUAUUCCUCGAUCCCUUGAAGAUGGGCAAGGAGGAAGUGUCUUUUUCUUUAGAUUUCAUGCUGUCUACAUUUAGGCAAGCAAGAAAGAAGAGGCAGAUACUGUUAAUACCGCUGUGCUUUUAUGUUGGAAUGAUACAAGGAUUCUACACAGGAGACUUUACAAAGUCUUACAUUGCGUGCGCUUGGGGCACUUACCACGUCGGGUUGGUGAGCAUAUGUUACGGCGCUACAUGCGCCUUAGCAUCGCUUGCAUCCGGCUGGAUGGUGAAACGCUUCAACCGACUGCCCGUCUUCAUCUUGGCUGGCGCAGUAAACUUGGCAUCCAUUAUCAUUUUCCUCAUGUGGCACCCAAAGCCGAAGAAGCCCGCCAUGUUCUUCAUAGCUGCAGGGAUGUGGGGCACUUCCACCGGCAUUCUGUGGUCUCAGCUGCGAGCGUUCGUGGGAGUUCUGUUCAAAAAAGACGAAGAAGCAGCUUUUGGAGCUUAUUACCUAUGGUACUCCUUGGGAUGGUGCUUGUCAUUUGCCUACAGUAACUAUUUCUGCACUUAUGUCAAAGUCUAUGUACUACUGGCUGUGUCUUCCGUGGGAAUUAUCGGCUACUUAACGGUAGAAAUACCUCUCGUACUGAAUAAAGUAAAAUGAU